AUGGCCAGCCGAUUGAAGGAACAUCCAACAAGCAAGUUGCCCAACCUGAAGGAGCCUAAAGAAGUAAUGGAUGUCAAACCAGCCGACUCUUGGAUGACCCCCAUAAUCAGAUACUUGGAACAUGAUAAACUUCUAGCCGAUAAGAAUGAAGCACGCCGCCUGAGAGCAAAAGUUGUAAGAUUCACCAUAUACUUGGGCCAACUCCUUAGGAAGUCAUUCUCUGGCCCCUACCUCAAAUGCACAAGCCUAGAGGAAGCCAAAUAUGUUCUCACCGAACUCCAGGAAAGCGAAUACGAGAACUAUGCAGGAGGACACAGCCUUGCCCGCUGGGUGAUCACUGCUGGUUAUUAUUGGCCAACUAUACGCACUAACUCAAAAUCCUAUGUGAAGAAAUGCAAUAGCUGUCAAAGGUUCGCCCACGUCUCACACCUCCUACCUGAACGACUCAAGUCUACCCUCACACCUUGGCCAUUCAUGAAGUGUGGGAUGGACAUAGUUGGAAAACUCCCAACCGCAUCCGAGCAACGAGUCUUCAUAUUGGCAGUCACUGACUAUUUUACUAAGUGGAUCGAAGCCGAAACACUCGCCUAA
Pistacia vera is the source of this 591-nucleotide messenger RNA. RefSeq lists its product as uncharacterized. The record is from RefSeq and is a predicted model, not a curated record. The coding region runs from base 1 to 591 and encodes 196 amino acids. Lineage: Eukaryota; Viridiplantae; Streptophyta; Magnoliopsida; Sapindales; Anacardiaceae. The transcript has a single exon. Gene Ontology annotation, molecular function: nucleic acid binding.